GGAUGAAUACACGCGUAGGGGAGGCGUUUAUGUACAACCGUCAAGGCGGGUCUCCGCUGUAGUGAAAUUUCAGUUCUCCAGUUGAGAAGCGGCUUGUGGGAGGAAGACACACAAAUACAGCAAAAUGGCUGAUCAACUUACAGAAGAGCAGAUUGCUGAGUUCAAAGAGGCUUUCUCGCUAUUCGACAAAGAUGGAGAUGGUACUAUAACCACCAAAGAGCUUGGUACAGUGAUGCGCUCCCUUGGCCAGAACCCAACAGAGGCAGAGCUACAGGACAUGAUCAAUGAAGUAGAUGCAGAUGGUAACGGAACAAUAGACUUUCCAGAGUUCUUGACCAUGAUGGCGAGGAAGAUGAAAGACACAGACAGUGAGGAAGAGAUCAGGGAAGCUUUCCGUGUCUUUGACAAGGAUGGAAACGGAUACAUCAGUGCUGCUGAGCUGCGUCACGUAAUGACAAACCUGGGGGAGAAGUUAACGGACGAGGAAGUAGACGAAAUGAUCAGAGAAGCAGAUAUUGAUGGUGAUGGCCAGGUCAAUUAUGAAGAAUUUGUACAGAUGAUGACAGCGAAGUGAAGGCCUUGUACAGAAUUUCUUGUAUAAAAUAUUUGCCUUUUCUUUGUAAUUUCUGUAAAAUCUUUCAUUUUAAUUCUACUCAUCUUCUCCUGCUGUCCAAAGGAACUGCAUGUCUGAAUUUUUUUUUCUCCCAUCUUCCCCUCCAUGUGCAUUGUUAAUGUUUCUUUUUGAUCUAAGAAGCAGUCCAGUCACAGGACCAGGUGAAGGGUAUAGGCACACAUGUUGGCUGGCUGGCACUUUCUUCUCUUUGGGCUUUUUUGCUGUCUGCCUGCCUGCCACCUGAUGAGUGGAGGUUUUGAGGGUCCAGCUGACUGAUGAUGAUUUUGGUUUUGUUUUUUUCUUCUUUCUUUUUCUUUUAUUUCCCCCAUUUUUUGUUUGUUUUGAUUUCUGUGGAGGAGCUACUCUGCAUGGGCAACGGACUAAGUAUAUGUGUGUGGAAAAAAAAAAAUAUAUCCUCAACAUUGCACUAAUUGCAACAUCAGUGAAUGAAAUAACGGGUUUAUCGGCAGGUACUCGUACACUAUAUAGUCUUUUUUUGUAUUUGUUCUGUUCUCCAGGUUAUUACUAUGCUUUAUAAUUAGUCACUUCUUCUUCUUUUUCUUUUUUUAACUGCUUAUGGCACUACCAUGCCUCAAAGAAUCCAUUCCAAGUUGUAUAUUUGUUUUCCAAUAAAAUUAACAAUUUAUCCCAAA
Molecule: messenger RNA, 1266 nt
Organism: Astyanax mexicanus (Mexican tetra)
Lineage: Eukaryota; Metazoa; Chordata; Actinopteri; Characiformes; Acestrorhamphidae
Gene: calm2b
Product: calmodulin 2b, (phosphorylase kinase, delta)
Exons: 6
Coding region: 125-574 (149 amino acids)
Molecular function (GO): calcium ion binding
Source: RefSeq, a predicted model, not a curated record